GGCGAUUAUUUACUGCAAAAUCACCACUUUCGGCCAGAAUUUCACUUCGACACGGUACUGAGAUCUUUUCGCUAGCCGAUAGUAACGAAACUUUGCAGAAAAACACCAUAAAACACAAAAACUUACUGGAAAUUAUCCGCGGAACGAUGAAAAUGUGUUCAUCAAACAACACAAGUUACCGGAAAAGAACAACUUUGGGAGUUUGACACAUCAGUUUCCGCUCGGAUGACAGCUGACGAAGCGUCGCCUCAAAAGUGUUCAUUUCGGUGAACUUUCCCACAAUCAUAACCGGGCGCAUUUCAUGUUCGAAAACGGUGGUUCACUCUCCAGCGAAUCAGCGCUGCCAAACCGCGUUGUCUAGCAACGGUACAGUUUGUUUAAAAAUCCAAAAAGUUUUGUUUCAAACUUGUACUUUAGAUAGUUUCUUUUAAAAACAUUUUCCAGGAGAAAUGGAAGACGAAGACUUCGUAGAAGUGGAAAAACCUUCGGCAAAGUCACGACCGGCCUUGCCGCACCUGUUGGGAGUUGUAUCGCACGCAGUAAUCGACGAUAAAUCGCACAGUUUGAUAGAGGACUUGGCCAAGCGGAAGAAGCACAUCAAACCGAUUUCGGAAAACUAUUGUGAUGACAAGGAAAGCAUCCGUCGUCGGUUAAACGAAAGCGAUCGUGUUAUAUCGGAGUUACUUCGAGACGGUCGUGAACUGAUUCAGGACAUCCGCGUAGCUAACGACAAACGAGAAGUUGAAAGGCGUGUCAAAGAAGCGGAAAUCAGAGAGGAACUUUUGGAGAAACUGCAAACUGAAUCGGCAGAGGCGGUUGCCAGGUUUGAAUCAAUUUCGGAAAAAUGGGCUGAAUUAAAGGAGCUAAAGGACCCGAUGGGCGUCAACGACGAGCUGCAGCUACAGAAAGAUCGAAUCCACGAUUUGAUGAAACAAAAGGAUAUCAUAAUUGACGAGUGUCGGCAGGAGCUUAAACUCGCUGAUGAACGGUAUACUAGAGACUUGCUGAAACAGACUACUGACAUACACAGUCUGGUGGAACGCGUUGAUAGUCAGAUUGAAAUAAUGAAACGAACAUUCAAGGAACAUUUAGAUCUGUUGGAAAAUACUAUCGAUGAAGAACGUCAUAUAUUAAGAAUGGCCGCUUCUAAAAAAUGGGACGAUCUUUACUCUCGUCGUGCCGUCAAUGAACGAAUCAAAAUGAAACAAGAAAAAGAAAGGCUUGAGUUCUACCGAGAUGAAAUAGAUCGUAUAGAACAAGAGCACAUUGAAGUGACCAGAGCAACGCGAAUAAGGCUGGAACAGGAUAACCAAGCUUUGGAGAUUGAGCUCCAAAAAGUUAAAACAAACACAACAUUAAACUCGGAGAAGCUGGAUUACAACUUUCAAGUCCUGAAGAAACGCGAAGAUGAGAACCUCAUGGUGCGAAAUGCACAAAAGCGCAGGUUAACGAAACUUAACGAGACCAUAUUUGUUUUGAGAAGAAAGAUUAAGGAUGUCCAAAUGAAUUGCUUGAUUGAGACGGAGAAGCUAUCAUCCGAUAUUAUGAAGUUACGAUUCAACAUCAGUCACAUGAAUACAAAGGUUAAUACUUUCGCCGAAGUUAAUGAUAAGAAAUAUCAUUCGGUAUGGCAAAUGAAUAAGAACGAGUGUUCUGAUGUUUUGAAAAGUAUCCUGGAAAUAGAUAAAAUGCUAGUUGAACAGCAUUUAGGAUUGAAGUGGGAAGGUCCAUCCCUACCAGAUGAUCAUGCUCAUAAACUGCCGGAGAAGAUGGGUUCUUUUGGAAGCGAUAGUACGCUUGUGCAUUCUCAAGUGAGCACUUCAUUAAUGACUUUCGAAGACAAAAACGAACGUACGCAAAUGUUACAUAUUUUGCAAAUUGUACUGAGGCAGGCUGGAUUUCUCGUCGACAAAACUGCUAUCAAGUUGAUUGAAGAACACACAGAAGACGAGCAAAAUCUCGUCUGUUUGGAUAAUGUUUUCAAUGCAUUAGGAAUUUCAAAAUGGGAUGACGUACGGAAAUUGAAGGAAAAGUUUGAAGAAGUUAUGAAAACGCAUUGUCAGUCUCCGAGCGAUUCGUUUACAAAAUCAGAGGAAUCAGCAUCAGUACUGAGCGACGAAGCAGAUGAAAACAUUAAGGCUAUAACCGAUGCAGAUGUGAGUGAUUCAGAAAUGAGUUCAAUGUUGGUACCAUCCGAAAAGUUACGAACUUUGAAGACUUUUUCACAACAGUUGGCCAGUGCUGAUAAAACGGCUCCUCCACCUAGCUACGGUGGUUUAUCGAGAAAGAUUUCAGUUAAAGAAGUAAAAGAUUACUGGACUAAUUUUAAAAAUCUAUUUACACCGGAUAGGGUAAAGGUGUGGAACACAAUGGAAGAUAAUUUAACACAGUAUCUGAAGAUUUUGAAGGAACGUAAAGGAUUAGAUGAAGAAUGCGAGUUUCUUAGAAAGCAAAACAUGGAAUUACAGCAUUUGAUGCAGAAGAUGUUGGCACCUAAAAACGAGUUUCUAGGAUGAUAGUUUUCGAUACUCUGGUUGAGUGUAAUUGAUACAUGGUGUUUGUGAUAUAUUUCUAAAUCUUAAAUAUUUUGUACUUACGUUUGCAUAAAUGCAUAUCACUUUGUAAAAUUUUGGCAA
This is a messenger RNA of Aedes albopictus (Asian tiger mosquito), 2636 nucleotides long. RefSeq names its product dynein regulatory complex protein 1 homolog. Gene Ontology annotation, biological process: axonemal dynein complex assembly; cilium-dependent cell motility; regulation of cilium movement. The coding region runs from base 450 to 2516 and encodes 688 amino acids. The transcript is spliced from 9 exons. Gene Ontology annotation, cellular component: axoneme; axonemal dynein complex. NCBI's taxonomy places the organism in Eukaryota, Metazoa, Arthropoda, Insecta, Diptera, Culicidae. The record is from RefSeq and is a predicted model, not a curated record.